Ornithodoros turicata is the source of this 4025-nucleotide messenger RNA. Its product is annotated as TNF receptor-associated factor 3-like. The record is from RefSeq and is a predicted model, not a curated record. NCBI's taxonomy places the organism in Eukaryota, Metazoa, Arthropoda, Arachnida, Ixodida, Argasidae. Bases 86 to 1141 code for a protein of 351 amino acids. Gene Ontology annotation, biological process: regulation of DNA-templated transcription. The transcript has 3 exons. Gene Ontology annotation, molecular function: sequence-specific DNA binding; zinc ion binding.
CUUCAGUACGGGUAGUACAGUUCCGCAUCAAGCUAUUCUUGCGUCUCGAGCAUUUCUUCUCAGAAGGACGUCUCGUUUUCCCAACAUGCUUGCCAGUAGUUUUUCUCAACAGCAGCCGUCGCUGGACUCGCUGUCUAUGUGCGAGUAUUGCGGUGCCGCCUCCAUCGACCUCUGGAAAGCAACCACCUGUGAGCAUUACGUAUGCAAGGAGUGUUUACUGAACAACGAACCUUCGCAAGCCCCUCGAUGUACUCGCUGCAACGGAAACAGUACCUUGCUCUGUCCUGGUACAAUAUUUGGCUGCAAGUAUCAGACGACCAUCCCUCAUAACUGUCUGGACCACUUCCGAACCUGCCCUCGACGUCCGACGCCGUGCCCCAACGAGUGUUCUUCCAUCGUCCCCAACACCGACCUACCAAAGCACUUGACCGAUGAGUGUUCCAUGCGUACGCAGGAGUGCCGUUUCUGCUACGGGAACUAUUUCGUCUCCGAGAUUGGGAAUCACUUGAAGGACUGUCAGGAUUACCCACUCUCGUGUCAGUACUGCAACCAAGAGAACAUUCGACGUGGCAGCUUUGAAGAGCAUGGCUUCGGUUGCCGCAAGACACCGAAGCUCUGCAAGAUGGCCGCUUUCGGAUGUACAUUCAAGGCAGGCGAUGACGAAAUGGAACGUCAUAUGACGCUCGAGAAACACGCGUUUUGCAUGCAUGAGAUGAAGGUUCAACUGAAUAGCAUGGAACGGGAACUCCGCCGGGUGCGUGAACAGGGCAAUCGUGAAAAACAGGAACGACAAAAAGGAGAGGAGAAACAGAGGAAGGAAGCCAGAAUUGCAGACGAAGAGACGAGGAAGCUCCGGAAGGACAUGGAUAAUUUUUUGCAACAUUUUAACUCAAGCUGGGAAAAUCAGUGCUGGGAAGAAUCGUUUAGUUGUUCUUUUUCUUCAAGUACAUUCAUGGACUUGGAUAGCCUAACGGACAAAAUUGUAUCGUCUGAAGGCUUUGAUGUAUUUGCUUCAAAGGUUCGGGACCGCGUAGGAUCAAUGGUGGCCCAGGGAGGCCAGACGGAUGCCUCCACCGUGUGCAUGCGGGAUGCAGCACUCAAGUUCCUUCAAGACCGGCACGACGAUACUUUGUCGCAGUGAGAAGAAGAAGUGCAACUGUUAUUGACCAACUUCUAUGUCUUCUGCAGGUAUCGCUUUUCGUAUCCUAGCCAUUUGUUUGCCAAUGCUGGUGACUGCACAAUCAUUGUGGACUGUAUAUAGCAUGCAAGAAAGAUCUUUCUUCUGGUGGGCAGUUUUUAAUGGGGUACUAAACAGCUCGAGGAACAUUCCCCAAUGCUCCGUGGAAGGACGCGGCUCACGAUAUCCAAAUAUAGAAUUCAUUUACUUCUAGCGAGCGUCUUUACCACGAAAUAAUGCCAUUCAAAAAGCAUAAUCCGCGUGAGACUGAGCGCGAAAGAGUGCAGUGAAUAUUUGGUCGGUUUGGAGCCAUUACUUACUUUUUGCGACAACAGUUUUUGCAAAUAGUUCACCGUUGGCAACGAAUCGCACACUGGAUUAAAAAAAGUACACACUGUAUACCUGUUUAUUGCCCUUUUAACAUGUUACAACUGUGAGCAUGGGUAUCAUUUGAGCCAGCAGUGUUCUGGAACAGUAGAAAAAAAUGUUCAGGAGUCUGAGUGAUAUUCCGCACUUGUCAUACAGGCGAAUCUAGUUCAGGGAAGGCGGAGGGCUCUAGCAGUUUCGAUACAAACGGAUUGUGGAAAAUCAUGGCAGAGCUGACUACCUCGAAAUAUAUCUUUGGCAGGCUACCAGCCAAAGUGGAUGAAUGACUGAAAUGAAAUGAAAGUCGAUGAAAUGACAACCGGUCCCUGAAGGUACCGGUUCAAUAAUUCCUGCCUACGAAAAACGUAAUAGAGGAGAUUAAGAACCCAGUAUCAUUUUUCUAGUGUAAAUAUGACAAGUUGGUCACUAAUUGCUCCCAGUGUGAGGCCGAAAUUACGGAGAUAAAGGCAGAGAUGUCUUCAUUAAAACCAACUGUAUCUGCUGAAUCUAAGGACUUAAUGCAAUUGCGAUCUUCAUUAAAAGAGAUACUUAACAAUAUAGCAGGCACUUGAACUCAGGAGUCGUCGGAAUCCCCAUGACGCCCGAAGAGAACGACGUUACCUUCGCCGAAUUAGCCAGGAAGCUCAAAGGAGCUUUAGAGUGCUGAAAUACCUCUUGACGAUAUGAAAGAUUCCGACAUCAUUCGAAUAAUGCAAAACGAACGAAAAUCUUCCGUUCUGCAGUUUGUAAUUAAAACAUGAACAUAAGUGCCUGUUUCGACGUUCCCCUUUCCUUCCUCCGAAUCGUCGUAAAACGUCAAAGCUACGUCACUUGCCGUGCAUCCAAUUAUCAAAGCAAACAUAUUGCGAGAGGGGGAGAGGGUAUGUCGAAGUAUGUUUCCGGUGUUGGCCACAAGAGAGUCGAUGAGUUCAAAGAGAGGCAUAGGCAGGAUGAAUGAUGAUGCGACGGCGGUGCAGUAGAGUGGUCUUUCGGCGAGGUCCGUUUCUUGAAGAAAACGCACGAGGUUGCGAGUUUUUGUAAUUCGUUCUGCGUAAGAACCUUCGGGAAAGAGGACGUCCGUCACUAUGCCAGGCCUGGAGUGUGGUAUAUGCGCGGCAUUCUUUCAGGAUGUUGCGGGAGCUGCCCCUUCCCGCAUUUCUUUGUCCAAUCAACGCGAUGCGAGGGAAGCUCCGACUUUGCUGUGACGCAUAGGGAUACAGACCCCGCAUUCAUCCUCCCCGCCAGUUGAGAUACAUAGCCGAUAUGCGUGGAAUAACAACGGUUUAAUAAGAGGAAAUAGAGACGAGACAGUUCAUGCUGUAAGCUGUGCUUCCUGGCGAAUCAGCCGGAAUAAUCACACUGAGGUCGUGCUCUUCCGCAUCGUCUUUGGUGCCCGCCAACCAUCCCACUAGCGCUACUACAGUGUAGUACACUCUACACUCGUUAUUAUGACACUCGUUAAUAUGACAUCCUCACUUUGUGAUCGUUUUUCUAGGGAACCGUUUCUUCCCCAUAGGGGCACCAUGUCUAUCUCCCUCCUUAUUAUGACAUCUCGUUAAUCAGACUAUGACCGAACUUCUGGGGACGGGUCGGGUAGGACACGUGUAUUCUAUCCCCCGUAAUUAUGACUACCUCACCGUGUAUGAACACACCUUUGGAGACGUAAGGAGGAGAAUACUGGCGUUCUGCCCCUAUUGUGAACGCCAACCUUGCACCCCUUCUGUUCCAGAAAGUACGGCGGCCCCAGGUGGCGCAUGUGUGGACGAUAUGGCGUCCAAAGCACAACCCCGCUUUCUGGUGAAUUCAUUGUGAGUUCUUGCACAGAAAACAAUACUUAAAAAGAUAGGACCGAUUUCUCUCGGAAAUAAAAUGUAAAUAAUCCACUAAAUCAUCUGCUUGUUAGAAUAUGUAGUAGGUUCACAGGCGGUGUGUGUGUGUGGGGGGGGGGGAACGAUGUUUUCUGGGUGUUUCUCGCUAUUAUGACAAUUCGCUUUAUGACCAAAAUCGACAUAAUCUCACCGCUCUAUCGCUCUGGUGCACCUAUCAUCCACAGUGCACCUCCGGCCCAUCAGUAUCGUUCAUCCUGCCUCUGCCUCACUGUGAACUCAUCAACUCUCUUGUCCUUUUUUUUUUUUCGUGGUGGUGGUGGGGAGGGGGGGGUGAGGGGCUAUAGUCGUGACGAUGCCCACUAGUGUGCGGCCAACAUCGGCUAACUACUCCGCAACCUUCCCUCCCCCUUUCUGUUUUUAGAGUGUAGAAUUAUUCCUCUAGUGUGGUUCUUUUUGUAUGCAGGUAUCAUUACUAUGUGAUCCUUUCGUGAAUGCCUUGUAUUUAACGAUUUGUACCUUGUGCAAUCCGUCGACACGCGGUUGUAACGUUUUUGGGGGUUGUGCGUUUGUCAAGCGGCUUUAUCGACGCUUUUGGGCCACCUUGCCCCUAAAAAUUUCAUUUUCACAGUUUACAAUAAAGUGAUUUGAUCUGA